GUCCGGCAGCCCCCAGCCCCCAGCCCCCCCGGCCCGCGGCGCCGCUGCCCAGGGUUGUGCGGUGUAUCCGGCGCGGGGCUCGCAGCCGCUAACGCGUCCCCUCCGUGUGCUCUGCCCGCAGGCGGGUCCUCAGGAUGGACAUCAGGCCGAACCACACAAUCUACAUCAACAACAUCAACGACAAGAUCAAGAAGGAAGUUUGGUCACGUGGUCGACAUUGUGGCUUUAAAGACCAUGAAGAUGAGAGGACAGGCUUUUGUUAUAUUUAAGGAACUUGGGUCGUCUACCAAUGCUUUGAGACAGCUCCAAGGCUUUCCGUUUUAUGGGAAACCAAUGCGUAUCCAGUAUGCAAAAACAGACUCUGACAUCAUCUCUAAAAUGCGCGGGACUUUUGCUGAUAAGGAAAAAAGGAAGGAAAAGAAGAAGGCCAAAACUCUGGAGCAGUCAGCAAAUGCACCCAAUAAAAAGGUUAUCCAGGGAGCAACACCAAAUUCAGCUAAUGCCCCAGGGACUGCACCACAGAAUCAGGUGCCUGAUAACCCACCAAACUAUAUCCUUUUCCUUAAUAACUUGCCUGAGGAAACAAAUGAGAUGAUGCUGUCCAUGUUAUUCAAUCAGUUUCCUGGAUUCAAAGAAGUUCGCUUAGUGCCUGGGCGCCACGACAUCGCAUUCGUGGAGUUUGAAAACGAGAACCAAGCAGGAGCUGCUCGAGAUGCCCUCCAGGGGUUCAAGAUCACUCCAUCUCAUGCCAUGAAAAUCACUUAUGCAAAGAAAUAGCUGGGUGCUCCUGUAAAGGAGUUCUGUGGAUAGGUUUUUUUUUUUUUAAAUGAUGAUAUUUUCAUCAGCUGCCAUGUUUGCUGUUCUCUGCAAAAAACAUAAGACUCGUGCAGAAUUGCCACAAUGACCAGGACAGAUGUAGGAUUUCCACCGAUCUACUGGAUAGUAACUUUUUCUGUUGAAAUACUAAUUUUUAUAAAAUAAAAUAUAAAUAUGCUGUUUUCAAGCCA
Messenger RNA from Pipra filicauda (Wire-tailed manakin), 1007 nucleotides. It is a transcript of the gene SNRPB2, whose product is annotated as small nuclear ribonucleoprotein polypeptide B2. The transcript is spliced from 6 exons. Gene Ontology annotation, molecular function: U1 snRNA binding. Gene Ontology annotation, cellular component: U1 snRNP. Bases 235 to 777 code for a protein of 180 amino acids. The record is from RefSeq and is a predicted model, not a curated record. Gene Ontology annotation, biological process: mRNA splicing, via spliceosome. Lineage: Eukaryota; Metazoa; Chordata; Aves; Passeriformes; Pipridae.